GAUUAUUUUUCACAUUUCAAUCAACUAAACUUCUGCCUGGUAGUGUGAAUGCUAAGGUCACAUAAACUUUGAUGCCAUGAUACAAACUGACUCAUUCAGAUCAGAUUACACAAAAACUCAAUACAGAGAUGACCUGAACUGAGACCUGGGACAACAGCGAAACAACAUGAAAGGAACUCAAGGAAAUUAGUCGGUUUAAACAAGCUCGCAACAAAAGUAUUUAUGUUAGAAGAGAAAGAAACAGGAAUAAGACUCUUACUAUAAGGAUGUCAUAUAUGUUCCAUCACAAGAAACGUAGUUCUGAUCUCGCGGGUUUAUUGUUUUAUUCCGUUCGGGAAAGAGGCGCAAUUUGAUCCUCGUGAACAUGGCGGAGUAUUUGGCGUCGAUAUUUGGUACGGAAAAGGAUAAAGUAAAUUGUUCGUUCUACUUCAAAAUCGGUGCAUGCCGCCACGGAGAGCAAUGUUCAAGACUACAUAACAAACCGUCUUUCGGUCAGACUAUUUUGCUACAAAACCUGUAUAUAGCUCCUCAAAAUACAGCUCAGAGUGCUGAUGGAUCUCACAUCAACCUUACGGAAGUCCAAGCUCAGCAAAUCUUCGACGAAUUUUUCGAGGAGGUCUUUGUUGAAUGUGAAGAGAAGUAUGGGGAAAUAGAGGAAAUGAAUGUGUGUGAUAAUCUUGGUGAUCAUCUAGUUGGAAACGUUUAUAUAAAAUUCAGGCGUGAAGAAGAUGCUGAAAAAGCUGUUCAGGAUUUAAAUGAACGCUGGUUUGGUGGAAGACCAGUUCAUGCUGAGCUUUCUCCUGUCACAGAUUUUCGUGAAGCAUGUUGUCGUCAGUAUGAACUGGGGGAAUGUACAAGGGGUGGCUUCUGCAACUUCAUGCAUUUGAAACCCAUUUCCAGAGAACUUUGUCGUAAAUUGUACAAUCGGAGCAAGAAACGUUAUGGGAGAAGACGUCGAUCACGUUCUCAUUCACCGUCCAAGAGUCGACGUCGCCGUUCAAGAUCAGCUGGUCGUGCGUCAAGGCGUUAGGUUUUCUUCCGCGUGACCUGGUGUAUAAUUUAUUUCCGUUUUUUGUAUAUGGUUUCACUUCUGUAAACUGUUACGAUCCACAUCAAAUGGUAGAAUGUCCAUUCCAGCUUUAUGAGGCGUUUUACGCUGUAUUAAAUAUACAUCUUAUAACUAUGCUUCUGCUGUUUAUUUUGCUGUACGUUUAUUAGAGUAGCAAGGCGUCUAGUUAACUAACCACUAAUUGAUUUUCAAUUAUUCAUGAUUGUGUUUCUUGCUCGAUAAACAGUUGGAUAAAUAUGAUGCUUUAGCUCCCAUUUAUCAACGCUGUAUGACGUGGAAGUGACAUAAAUACGCUCCACAUUCAUCAUAUCUGAGUUCAUUACAAUUGUCAGAAGAAAAAGAAGUUAAUAUUUUUGAUGUGGUCAAGUUCACAGAUAUUUUCUAAAUCUUAUCAGAUUUGUUGUUAUAAAUCUCAAAAUUUAACUGCUCUGUGGGUUGUAGCGAGAUUUGAUACUAAGGUUAUUAUUUGAUUAAAGCCUUUGGCUUCAUAGCUAGUCGAAAUACCCUCUCUCUAAGUACCUGACCUGAAUAUUUUUAGUUUAGAAAAGAAAGUCCUGUCUAACUGAUUGGGUUUCGAGCAGAUAUGCUUUCGUAGUUGUUUUCCAGGUUUCACGUACGACAUUGGAAUUCCUCCACGAGCAAACCUCAUUCCUGUACUAUCUUUUCGCAAAUAAUUAUAUACAGCGAAAGUCGUGGUACUUUGACAGGAGGACUGUGUAUCGGGUUAUCUAAUUAGGAUGCUAAAUGAGGGUUUAUUUUACACCCAAUAAAAUGCCUGGAUCCACUCAUUCUUAGGAGUUAUUUACAUUGACUAACAAUCAGCUCUCUAUAGAUCGGACUGUACUGUACUAGACCUUAAUUAAUAACUUACUAUGUGGUCGCAUGUCUACAAUGUCAUGAAAUCAACAAUUCAUAACCAACAGAAAUAACUAACUACGUUAUGUAACUUUUCUAUAUUUGGUUACGUAUCACGUGGGAUUAAGAAAGUUGGCUUUGUAUGUCACUCACACUCCAGAUGAGUUACUUCGAAGUUGUUGGUGGUGAACGGUCAACCAGGUAUUUUCAUCCAUGUGUAAUUAUGAAUCAUGGUAGUUGCUUAGGUUUUAUUUAUGGUUGUUCCUUUUGUGAUCUUCACUGAGACCAUUGGUUGACUGUAUUUUGUUUAGUUGCCGGGGCAACUGUCAUAGUCUGAUAUCCAGGUCUAUGGUCCUCUUGUGGAUAUGGAGUCCCUAAAUACGACUUAUUAGGAAGGAAACCGAUAUUGAGGUGGGUCUAAGGUCAAUCUUCAGCACAUUUCUGUUACAUUAAUUUACUAUGAUUAUAUUUAGUAAAAACCACUGUCCAUCUGUCUUAAUCAUUGAUUGAUACAUAACAGAUUAAUUUGAAAUGUAUUUUUAGUUCUAGGGUCAUCAUUAAUAAAGCUUUCAUUAGAAAAUUGCACUUCUCACUCUAAUUAGAGGGCUGAGUUGAAAUAGUGCGGUCUACUAUAUUAAAUUUGGAGUUAGGAAAUGUUACCCCGGUACUUGAACGUAUCUGAUCUGUUGUGAAAGUCAAGAAACUCAACGACAUUUGUCUGAUGAGGAUUCAUAUACAAUUCUUAUCAUCCGCUGCUUCAAUAAUGAGGAUGGAACCCUGUUCUGGUCAGUAACUGAUAAACGUUAGAUAACCAUUGAAAACCUGGACAACUGCUUCGUCCUUGUAUAUGUCUCGUCGACAGUGUUCAUCUGUGGAUCGAACAAAAGUAUUUUUGAUCUCGUCCGCUCACGCCUAAACUGUCACGUCCCUACGAACACUUAUUUGAACUGGAAUAUUCAUACCACAUCAAGAGUGUGCACUAUGGAAUGCUGAAAAAGUGUUUCCUCAAGCAAAUGCUCUGGCACUGUUUUACAACAUUGCCGAGUUUAUAAUCCUUUGGGCAAUACCAAGUUUGACACUUGGUUCCGUUUCUAUGACGACCGCUCCAACGCUAAUCUAAACCAGAAAGAUUCGUGUUUUGAAAUUAACAUAAGGGAGAUCAAAAAGGCUCCACUGUCAUCUUACCACGAAACCCACGCGAUAGGAAACUCGUACAAACGUCCAUCUGUCAACCUUUCGGUGACCUUUGUUCUAUUUUCAGUACCUAUGAUCAAUAUAUGAAGCUAGUGAUCCGUAAUAACAACGGUGCUGAUAUGGUUACUCGGGUACAUGAGUUCAUUAAGCUGCAAGCCAGUUCAAAUUCCCAAUGUUUAUCAUAAGUCUUUAAUCUAGAAAGAUCACUGACACCUGCACACUGUUAGUGCAUCUCCUUGAUUAAAACCUAAAUUUAAGCAACAAAAAUCCUGUCUAUAUUGUUAUAUCCGAGCAGAGAUUAAAUCACGAG
Molecule: messenger RNA, 3428 nt
Organism: Schistosoma haematobium
Lineage: Eukaryota; Metazoa; Platyhelminthes; Trematoda; Strigeidida; Schistosomatidae
Product: Splicing factor U2AF 26 kDa subunit
Exons: 9
Coding region: 365-1030 (221 amino acids)
Biological process (GO): mRNA splicing, via spliceosome
Cellular component (GO): spliceosomal complex; U2AF complex
Molecular function (GO): metal ion binding; pre-mRNA 3'-splice site binding
Source: RefSeq, a predicted model, not a curated record